Aethina tumida (small hive beetle) is the source of this 3271-nucleotide messenger RNA. It is a transcript of the gene Usp16-45, whose product is annotated as ubiquitin carboxyl-terminal hydrolase 16. Gene Ontology annotation, molecular function: cysteine-type deubiquitinase activity; zinc ion binding. The coding region runs from base 232 to 2775 and encodes 847 amino acids. The transcript is spliced from 6 exons. The record is from RefSeq and is a predicted model, not a curated record. Gene Ontology annotation, biological process: protein deubiquitination. Lineage: Eukaryota; Metazoa; Arthropoda; Insecta; Coleoptera; Nitidulidae.
AAUUCCAUAGAACUGUCUCCACGAGAGAAAAUCUAACUGGGUAUUCUAAUUGAAUUAAUAACCCGUUUUCGGGGUUGCAGUAAAAACGUGUGAGAGCCAGGGAAGUACCGCACCACAACGAAUCGACGUGUGACGAAGGGUAACGUCAUUCGUUUCAGCACAUCAACUAAAUGACGGCGACAACGUGUUGUUUUUCUUUGUAACACAUAAUUAUUUAAAAACGGUACCGUCAUGAACAAAAAGAAGCACAACGGCGAUUCGAACGGAGACGAGUCGACGGAAUCGUGCGACGAGAACCAGAACACCGUCGAGUGCACCCACAUUAAACGAUCCGUUGAUCUGCCCAACAUUAAAAGAAACAUCAGCAAAAACGGCUUCCUAAAGGACUGCGCCGAUUGCCAAUCGCAACCCUUUGAUACGGACGCAGAUGGUGACAUUGAAUACGACCAAGCGCUAUGGCUGUGUCUGAAAUGCGGCCACCAGGCCUGUGGACGGGGCAAAAACAAGCAUGCCCUCAAACACUACAACACUCCUCGUUCGGAUUCUCACGUCAUGUGCGUUAACACUACUAUAUGGACUGUGUGGUGUUACGAGUGUGAUGAAGAGGUCAAAGUAACAUGCAAAAAGAGACUGCUCGAGACAGUGGAAUACUUGAAGAAAGAGGCGGAAGCCGAAAAACGCGACGACCCGCCCUCCGUUCACGAUUAUGGGGGUUACAAUGUGAGCGCGGUGCCAGGCGAUCAGCGUAAGGGUAGCACUUUCCCGCGUGCCCGUGGCAUGACCAACCUGGGCAACACAUGCUUCUUCAACUCGGUGAUGCAAUGCCUCGGCCAGACGCCGUACCUACUGUCGCUACUUAUGGAGACAGAGGAGGCAGGCCAGUACUUCCGAUUACCCGGCGGCACUUGUCCGCUGGACGGCAAAGAGACAAUCGAACUAGAACCUUUGGAUGGCAUGUUGUCGAAAUGGAAACCUCUCUGCAAGGCGCUGGCUGAGGCACUCGAGGCCUUAAGCAACGGCAGGAGCGAGGUUUACCAUCCGAACAACAUACAUUCGAGGGUAACGAUGCGUCUGCCUCAGUUCGGCGGUGGCGACCAGCACGAUUCUCACGAGUUGCUCAGGCAUUUAUUGGAGGCGGUCCGCGAGGAAGAUCUGAAGAGGUAUAAGUGCGUUAUUCUAUCAAAACUCGGUUUGGAUAGCAAAACGACGGAUCCGUCCACAGUGGAAGGGGACAAGAAGAAAAUCAUCAAGUUCUAUGGUCAACAGGCGUCCGAAAUGUUACUGCCAACUGAGCAGGUCUUUAGAGGGGUUUUGGUGAGCACGUUGCAAUGUCAGACUUGCGGACAUACCUCCCACCGCGACGAGUUCUUUUUGGAUUUGAGCCUGCCAAUUUCCGAGAGUCAGGUGCCACCGGUACUGCGUCGAAAAGCCGACGAUUCGGACGACAUUAAACCAUCCAAACAUCAGAUUAAAAAGGAGAAACGCGCCGAGCGAAAAAAGAACAAGAAACAAAAGGGUGCCAGGACAAAGGGCUUCGGUCAACCGAUGAGCAUCGACGACGAAUCCCGUAUGGACAAUAAAUCCGAUAGCGAAUCGGACGCCGACGUCGAAGAUAACACUGAGGAGAACUCCAAUACGAAUAUUCAGGGGGAAGACAACCCGAAAGGCACCGAAUCAGGUUACAACUCUGACAAAGCGGACAAAAGCAGUCCGGAUUCGAAUAACGCGUGUCGCGGGACUUCACCCGAAAUGCGAGUAGACGAUAGCGGCGUUCCUAGCCCCGUGGUGGGCAGCACGGCGCUCAGUGUUUCACCUAUUAGUCCUGUAAACAGUGCCUCAUCUAGCGAGACCAACGUCGACAUGGGCAGCCCCUCCUGCGGGCACAAUAGUCCUAAUGAAGAUGUAACGGAAGAAUUUGAAAGACCUGAGUCGAGAUUAGCCUUUGUCAACAACAAGAACUCGGACCUGAAAUGUGAUUUGGAAAAACUGAGCUUGCUCAACGAGGCGGACGCUAGCAAAUCUUCCCUGUACAGUCAGGACGACGAAAUGGAAGGUGCUUGCGGGGGCAUCGAAGUCGUUGAAGAUGAAAAGAUGGAGGACGAUGACGAUGAUGAUGUGAGUGCGUGGACGGAAACGAUGGCACCUCGUUAUCAAUGUGAAGAGGGCGAAUGUUCUGUCCAAUCCUGUCUUAACCAAUUUACGGAAUGCGAACUAAUGGCCGGCAGCAACAAAGUGGGUUGCGACCUAUGCACCCAAAGGCACGGCGGCCCUCAAAAGAAAACGGUAUACACGGAAGCCUCCAAACAAUUGCUCAUUUAUAACCCGCCCGCCGUACUAAUCUUACACCUGAAAAGGUUCCAAGUUUGUCGCUAUCGUUCAGUGAAAGUGGUUAAAUUCGUGAAAUUCUCCCCGUUGUUAGAUUUAUCGCCGUUCUGUUCGAAACGUGCGAAGAAUCUACCGUCGUUCGAACAAGGUCAGUCAAAAAUCCUUUAUUCACUGUACGGCGUGGUAGAGCACAGCGGUUCGAUACACGGUGGUCACUACGUGGCUUAUGUGAAAACGCGACAAAAAUUAGAGGAUGACAGUUACCGGUGGAAUUUCCUGCCCAAGAAUCAACAAAAGGCGUUCGAUGCGGCGACGAAAGGAGCGCAGGGCGAGCCGCAAGUGCCGCCCGGUAAGUGGUACUACAUAAGCGAUUCGUACGUGUCAGAAGUUGCAGAGACGAAGGUGUUGAGUAGUCAAGCGUAUUUACUCUUCUACGAGAGGAUAUUAUAAUUGGUCUCAGUCCUUUUAGUUACUUACAUUAAUCAAAUGCAGAAUUCAGUCUUCCCGUUCAGUUCUGGUUGUCGUUUUGUUCGAUCCGACCAUGCCAAAUCUUUGUAUUGAACUAUUGGUUUCAGUGAUUUAUUUUUAUUUUGUAUACAGUCUGACAGCAGUAAUUUUAUUAUUGAGAUUUCACUGCUAAGUUUUAAAUUGCACCUUCGAUGAUUAACUUAAUGUGAUUAAUUAUAUAACUUUGAAAAUUAAAUUGAUUCUAAGUUAUAUAAUUCAAUUACGAUACUCACAUUUUAUCGUUAAAAAAAGUUUUGUGAAAUGCACAAGAUAUGGUUCAGAGGUGGAUUAUAUAUAAACGAUGUGAUUUUUUUCUUUAUUGGGUUUUUUGUACAUUUUUUUCUAAUAUUUGCGUUAAAUUUUAAUCAUUGUGAAUUUUACUCAAAUUGAUCCAAUGUGGUUUUCUUAAAAGCAAAUUCAAAUAAAAUUAUUUCAAUCA